GAUCUUUUUCUUUUGCUGUGUGAUACGCUGGGAAUCCAGUCUUUGGGACAAGAAGGGAAUUAAAAGAUGAAGAUAUGGCUAAAGCUUUUCAUUCUGGCCACCUGGCUUCCUAUUCUGUUCGCUGAAAGUUGCGGAGAUAGUCCUAAGGUUGACAACAGCAUUGCGUCUAGUUGGGGAGCUGAUGAGGGAAAACAAGUCACGUACACUUGUGCCAACGGUUACAGUCUUUUUGGAGAAAAAAAUCUUUAUUGUACGUCUUCCCAGAAGUGGCAUGCACCUCCACCCAUCUGUAAAGCUGUGAGUUCUAGAGAGUCGGAACCAGACGAAGAAGAAGAAGAAAGUGAAGCAUUAGUAACGGAGAAAAUAACACAGACUAUUUCUACAGCUGUGAAAAGUCAAAGCCUGUAUGCUGCUGUCUGCGAGGAUGUACGUAAGAUGGCAGAGUCCCUGUCAUGUGGGAUGAACUGGAUUGAAACUAAAUCUAUGUUGGAAAUGGAGAAACUCCGCUUGGAAAAGCUAAAAUUCCAGCUGGAGGGAAGGCAAGGCAACCAACUGUUGUAUGCAAAAGAGACCUGUGAUUGUGGUGUGCCACCACGUUUUACUUUUGCUGAGCUGAAGGAGGAGUACAGAAAUCAGAAUAAGUUUGCUGUUAAGAGCAAAGUGGAAUACAACUGUCGCCCAGGUUAUACCAAGGUACAACCAAAGUUAUAUCUUUGGUGCACGCUAUAUUCUCAAUGGUCAGACACCAGAGAGUUUUGCAAGGCAAAAUCAUGCCCUCACCCUGGAGAGCCAGAAAAUGGCAGACUUGUUAUUCUAACAGAUCUCAUGUUUGGUGCAACAGUAAACUUCGUCUGUGAAGAGGGGUACAGACUAAUUGGAGAUGCAGAAAGAAAAUGUGUGCUUGAAGGAUCACAAGUUACAUGGGACAAAGAGAUUCCAUACUGUCAAGUGAUACCUUGCCAGCCUCCUCCAGAAAUACAUCAUGGAACACAUACUGGGACGUCCAUGGAGGAAUUCAACUAUGGGACAUCUGUCACUUACCAGUGUGACACUGUAGAGAGGGGACAGGUUCCUUUCUCACUUAUUGGAGAGCCCUCCAUUCACUGUACAUCCAUGGAUAAUGUAAAUGGAGACUGGAGCGGGCCUGCCCCUGAAUGCAAAGUCAUUCGCUGUGAACAGCCAAAAGUUGACCAUGGAAAACAGAUGACCGGAUAUAGUCCUGUCUACACCUACAGAGCCUCCAUUCUGUUUGAGUGUGAACAUCGCUACACUCUCAAAGGCAGUGACAUUCUUAAAUGCAAUGAAAACAGUAGAUGGGAUCCUCAGUUACCAGUUUGUGAGCGAAGUAGUUGUGAUGACCCACCUUACAUUCGUAAUACUUUUCGAGAUCAUUCUAACAGCAACUUGUUUCCGGCUGGGACUGUAGUGAACUAUAACUGUGUGGGAGGUUAUGAGUUAAUCCCUGGAAUAUCCUCUGCGAAUGUUACCUGUCAAAAAGAUUUUACAUGGUCUGAACCUGAAGAAUUUUGUCAGAAAAUUAGAUGUCCAGAUCCAAACAUUACCAAUGGAAGAGCAAGACCUAGACAAGCAAUCUAUGAGUAUGAAGACAUGAUUAGCAUUGAAUGUGAGCCUGGUAAUGCCCUCAAGGACAAUUAUGGAUUGAUUAAGUGCGAACGUAAUCGUGCAUGGCAUCCUGCAUUACCAAUUUGCGAACCAGCUUGUGAACCACCUGCACGCAUCUCUAAUGGACGGGACGACCGCGGCUGGAAAGAAGUUUUCCCUGUUGGCUCAAGUGUGCUCUACUCAUGUAACCGUGGUUGGUCACUCGUUGGAGUUUCCUCCAUUCGAUGUAUAGCUGUUGAUGGGGGAACUCCGCGCUGGCAUCCACCCACCCCUGAGUGCAAAGCUUGUGAGCCACCUGCACGCAUCUCUAAUGGACGGGACGACCGCGGCUGGAAAGAAGUUUUCCCUGUUGGCUCAAGUGUGCUCUACUCAUGUAACCGUGGUUGGUCACUCAUUGGAGUUUCCUCCAUUCGAUGUAUAGCUGUUGAUGGGGGAACUCCGCACUGGCAUCCACCCGCCCCUGAGUGCAAAGCUUGUGAGCCACCUGCACGCAUCUCUAAUGGACGGGACGACCGCGGCCGGAAAGAAGUUUUCCCUGUUGGCUCAAGUGUGCUCUACUCAUGUAACCGUGGUUGGUCACUCGUUGGAGUUUCCUCCAUUCGAUGUAUAGCUGUUGAUGGGGGAACUCCGCGCUGGCAUCCACCCACCCCUGAGUGCAAAGCUUGUGAGCCACCUGCACGCAUCUCUAAUGGACGGGACGACCGCGGCUGGAAAGAAGUUUUCCCUGUUGGCUCAAGUGUGCUCUACUCAUGUAACCGUGGUUGGUCACUCGUUGGAGUUUCCUCCAUUCGAUGUAUAGCUGUUGAUGGGGGAACUCCGCACUGGCAUCCACCCGCCCCUGAGUGCAAAGCUUGUGAGCCACCUGCACGCAUCUCUAAUGGACGGGACGACCGCGGCUGGAAAGAAGUUUUCCCUGUUGGCUCAAGUGUGCUCUACUCAUGUAACCUUGGUUGGUCACUCAUUGGAGUUUCCUCCAUUCGAUGUAUAGCUGUUGAUGGGGGAACUCCGCGCUGGCAUCCACCCGCCCCUGAGUGCAAAGCUUGUGAGCCACCUGCACGCAUCUCUAAUGGACGGGACGACCGCGGCUGGAAAGAAGUUUUCCCUGUUGGCUCAAGUGUGCUCUACUCAUGUAACCUUGGUUGGUCACUCAUUGGAGUUUCCUCCAUUCGAUGUAUAGCUGUUGAUGGGGGAACUCCGCGCUGGCAUCCACCCGCCCCUGAGUGCAAAGCUUGUGAGCCACCUGCACGCAUCUCUAAUGGAUGGGACGACCGCGGCCGGAAAGAAGUUUUCCCUCUUGGCUCAAGUGUGCUCUACUCAUGUAACCGUGGUUGGUCACUCGUUGGAGUUUCCUCCAUUCGAUGUAUAGCUGUUGAUGGGGGAACUCCGCGCUGGCAUCCACCCGCCCCUGAGUGCAAAGUUCGGUGUCCAAAGCCAGAUGUGCAAAAUGAAGGAAUGGUCAAUGCCUUAGAUGAGAAAGCAUGGUACAACAUAAAUGAAAGCAUUACUUUCAAAUGCUCUCCUGGGUACCAAUUUUCAGACCUUUGGUAUCAGUCUACAACAGACACCUUGAAUAUUACAUGUUCAGCUGAUGGCACCUGGACGGUGUUACCUGUGUGUGAGAAGCAACUCAAUUCCCCACUGUGCAACAUGGUUCGCGAGAGUAUAAAGUUUCUCCACUGCGAUGUGUCUCUGACAGAACUGAGAACCCUGCUGGAAGCACAGAAACUGUAUCUGGAGAUUCAAAAACUUAAGCGCGACCUACAAAAAUACAAUGAAUACUGCAGAGCACAGACUCCCACUUCCCCUUGCCUCGUGCCUCUGGGUGGCCCUGGCUGGGGUCUGUGUUGCACAAUGCGCAGGGUGAGGAGCGGCUGCAGCCCUGCCCGGACUGCGCUGUCACCCCCAUUCUCUGAGAACUCACCUGGCACCAUGAUGUCACUUCCCUCUGGUUGGACCCUGUGGCUCCUGGGGACCCUGGUACUCAUGCUGCUGCCUGGAGGAGCUCUCAGUCAUUGUGUUGAUCCACCUGACAUUCCCAAUGCUGUUCGGAAGACUAAUGUUGGCACAUUGAUUCCAGCCGGGAUGGUGGUUAAAUAUGGCUGCCGCCCAGGUUAUGAGCUGAUUGCUGGAAUACGGCAAGGGCAUGUUACUUGUCUUCAAAAUUCAACAUGGUCUUCAGCUCCGAACUUUUGUCAGAAAAUUCGUUGUCCAGCUCCAGAUGUUAACAAUGGAACACAGGCACCUAUGCCUAGACCUGGAGAGGAGACCUAUGCAUUUGGGGACAGUGUUACAAUUGAAUGUGAUUUUGGGCAUGGUAUCAAAGGCAGCAUCAAUGGAAAUGCUCAGAUUCACUGCAGACAUGAUGGCACAUGGGAUCCUGCCGUACCAGUUUGCGAACCAGUUUGUGCCCAACCUCCGAACAUCUCCCAUGGCCAGCACAGUGACUGGAGCAAGAGAGUUUUUUUUGUUGGAUCAUCGGUAACUUACAAAUGUGAUAAAGGCUUCUCAUUUGUUGGGAAAACCUCCAUUCAGUGUAUAGCUGGUGAUGAGGUCACUCCAACCUGGAGCGAGCCUACCCCUCAGUGCGAAGAAAUUCGUUGUCCAGCUCCAGAUGUUAACAAUGGAACACAGGCACCUAUGCCUAGACCUGGAGAGGAGACCUAUGCAUUUGGGGACAGUGUUACAAUUGAAUGUGAUUUUGGGCAUGGUAUCAAAGGCAGUAUCAAUGGAAAUGCUCAGAUUCACUGCAGACAUGAUGGCACAUGGGAUCCUGCCGUACCAGUUUGCGAACCAGUUUGUGCCCAACCUCCGAACAUCUCCCAUGGCCAGCACAGUGACUGGAACAAGAGAGUUUUUGUUGUUGGAUCAUCGGUAACUUACAAAUGUGACAGAGGCUUCUCACUUGUUGGAAAAACCUCCAUUCAGUGUAUAGCUGGUGGUGAGGUCACUCCAACUUGGAGCGAGCCUACCCCUCAGUGCGAAGAGACUCAGUGUCCAGUCCCACAUACUCAACAUGGAAGCCAGAAAUCUCCACUCCCACAUAACUAUACAUACGGAACCAGUGUAAUGUUUCAAUGUGAUCCUGGUUACCUCCUCAGGGGUGCAGAGAGGAUUCAAUGCCAAGCUGAUGGCAAGUGGUAUCCACAGCAACCCGUUUGUGACCUAGGGAGAUGUUCCUACCCACCAGCACUUGCAUACGCUGACAGAAGCAAUCAUAGAGAGUUUCUAGUUGGUACCGUAGUGACCUACUCCUGCAGACCAGGUUACAAACGCAUCCCUGGAGUAUCUCCUCAUUUGACUUGUCUUACAAAUUUUACAUGGCCUAAAGUCUCAGAACUAUGUCAGAAGAUAAGUUGUUCAAAGCCUGUGGUUGAAAAUGGAAAACAGAUCUAUCCAGUUAAAACUGAAUAUACUUAUGCCAACCGUAUUGUGUUUCAAUGUGAUCCUGGCUACAUCCUCAGAGGCAGUGAGGGGAUUGUGUGCCGGAGUGAUGGGAUGUGGCACCCGCCAGUACCAUUUUGUGAUAAAACCUGUGGCCGACCUCCACCUAUCAUGAACGGGCUGCACGAUGGUGGGAUGAAGGAAUAUUUCCCCUAUGAAUCACAAGUGACAUAUAGCUGCGGAGACGGUUUGUCACUGAUUGGAGAGUCCUCCAUUUAUUGCACAUCUGAUGGGGUAAAUAUGAUGUGGAGUGGGCCUGCCCCGCAGUGCAAAGUGGUUCGCUGUCCGAGGCCUGAGGUUGAAAAUGGAAGAAUGGCUCCGACAAGGCGAGCUUUUACAUACGGUGUCACUGUUCGGGUCUCCUGCAAGGAAGGCUUCCUGCUCCAUGGCAGUAGAGAGAGUCAGUGUCAGGAUGACAACACCUGGAAUCCUCCUGUGCCAAGUUGUCGGCCAGUGCAGUGUCCAAAGCCAGACGUGCAGAAUGGAAGAAUGGUCAAUGCAUUAGAUGAGAAAAUGUGGUACAACAUAAAUGAAAGGAUUCCUUUCAAAUGCUUUCCUGGGUACCAUUUUUCAGACGAUUGGUACCUGCCUACAACAGACAGUUUUAGUAUCAUUUGUUCAGCCAAUGGCAACUGGACAGCAUUACCCAAAUGUAAAAAGCAAAGCAAUACUGAAGAAUGUUCAGGGGUACGUGAGAGUAAAGAGUUUCUCCAUUGUGAUGUGCCUCUGACGGAACUGAGAACCCUGUUGGAACUGAAGAAACUGUACCUGGAGAUUCAGAAACUGAAGCGGGAGAUUAAAAAAUUGUAAUGAAUAGCUGAAAUCUGUGAUCCUAAUUGUGUUAGGAAAGUGAAAGCAAGUAGAGGAACUAGAUUGAACUGUAUGAUCUAAAGGUUUAUUUUCAUACAAGCUUCAGACCCUAUGCAGCUGGAAAUUUAUGCCAACAACCUUCAGCUUUGCCAUAAUUGCUGCUUACAUUUAGCUUUUAUGCAUUAUAACACAUACAUUCACAGUGGGUGUAUGGCUAUUCUACUGUCUGAUUUACAUUAACCUUGGGGCAGUGAUGUUCAUAACUCCCUGUACACCACUGAAAAUCUAAGGGUUAGCAAAGCAAUCUUCCCUGUCCUCUUGAUUUAACCUCAGCUCAGCUGAGGCAUUUUUAUAUCUAAUCACACUCAAGAGUAGAUGGUAGAAAUUUAACUGCAGAGAAACAGCUUGCUAAGCUAUUUUCCCAUUGCCCAAUAAAUUGACCUAUACCUUUUGUGAUCAAGUAAUUAUUCCUGCAUUCCAGGGCCACAAUAAAAUGCAAUUGUUAUAACUUUU
This is a messenger RNA of Dermochelys coriacea (leatherback sea turtle), 6387 nucleotides long. RefSeq names its product sushi, von Willebrand factor type A, EGF and pentraxin domain-containing protein 1-like. Lineage: Eukaryota; Metazoa; Chordata; Testudines; Dermochelyidae. The transcript is spliced from 33 exons. The coding region runs from base 67 to 5874 and encodes 1935 amino acids. The record is from RefSeq and is a predicted model, not a curated record. Gene Ontology annotation, biological process: negative regulation of complement activation, classical pathway.